AUGUUCGCGGUACCCGGAUGGAACGUGUCGGCGCAGGUCAAGACGCAGGUGGAACCGCCCAAGGCCAAAGAAACGAGUAAACCGGGCAAGAAGGCGCAGAAGCGCAAGGAGAGGCGCGAGGAGAAGGAGGUUAAUGCGGAGAAUCUAGCGGAGAAAUGGGAGAGCAUUGCGAGCGGAGGGCAGGCAGAUGGCAAGCAGGUUGGAAUAGAAAAGACAGAGGGUGUGGGAGCGAGCGAGGACGCGGCGCAUGAGAAGCGGGGGAAGAAGAGGAAGAGGGGAAAGGCUGGAGGGAACAAGGAAAAACAGCAGGAUGAAGAGGGUGCAAAGGAGGGAGACGAUGUGGCAGACGAUGCAAAGUCUAUUCCUGCAAAGCCUGCCACGGAGAAGCCUGCAGCUACAGACAGCGAGUCGAAGCGCGACAAGAAGAAGCGCAAGAAGGAGUCCAAGGCCGACAAGCUGCUCGCCGCCAAUGCCGCUUCAGCCACCACGGCACCCGCAGCACCCACACUCGAAAGCCUCCUGCCCGAGCCAAAAGGCCUCACACCACUGCAGCGCUCGAUGCGCAGCAAGCUCGCCAGCGCGCGGUUCCGCCAUCUCAACGAAGCGCUCUACACCAAGCCCUCGGCCGACAGCGCCUCGCUCUUCAAAGAAGACCCCUCCAUGUUCGAAGACUACCACCGCGGCUUCGCGCAGCAAGUCGAAGUGUGGCCCUCGAAUCCCGUCGACGGCUACGUAAACAGCAUCCUGGUGCGCGCCAAGCUGCGGCACAAAGACCAGCGUAGAGACCGCAAGGCCCACAACAAGUGGGCGAUGCGGCGCGGACCGGGCUUUGAAGACGAAGAAGAGGAAUCUACAAGUAUUGCGCCGCCCCGCGGCGACGCAAAACCGCUUCCCCGCGACUUCAAGGGCCACAGCACAAUCGCCGAUUUGGGCUGCGGCACCGCAUCGCUGUCGUACCGGCUGCAGCCGCACCUCAAGGCGCUGAACCUAACCUUCCACUCGUUCGACCUGUCGAAGCCCAGCGGGCCGUCGGCUGACCUCGUCACUGUCGCGGAUAUCGCGGCGCUGCCACUCGCCGACAACAGCGUCGACGUAGCCAUUUUCUGCCUCGCGCUCAUGGGCACAAACUGGCUCGACUUCAUCGACGAGGCGUACCGCGUGCUGCGCUGGCGCGGCGAGCUCUGGGUAUCGGAGAUCAAGUCGCGCUUUGGCCGCGUCGACAGGAAGAAAGGCGGCGGUGCUGUCCCCAUCAAUUCGAUUGGCUCGCUGCGCAAACCACUGGAUAGGAAAAAGGUGCUUGCGAAUAGUAAAAAGGCCAAGGCGGAUACCAAGGCGCCGGAAGAAGGGCCCGAGGACUCGGCUGACGAGGCGGAGCUGGCUGUUGCGGUGGAUGGACAGAGCGCGGCAGAAGGCACAGACGUCUCUGCUUUUGUCAAUGUCCUGCGCAAGCGCGGAUUCGUGCUGGAUGCACUGCCGGAGCGGCCGGGCGAUGCGAUUGAUCUGGGCAACAAGAUGUUUGUCAAGAUGCAGUUUGUCAAGGGGGCGCAUGCGAGUCGGGGCAAAAAUGCGCGCGAGGACCAGAAGGAAGGCGCUGUGGCGCAGAGGGGCGGCGGGCUCAAGUACGGGCUUAAAGGAAAGAGAAUGGCAGUGGAUGAUGACGAGGGCGAAGAGGCGGACAAGGCGGUGCUGAAGCCUUGCUUGUACAAGAUCAGGUAG
Exserohilum turcica Et28A is the source of this 1716-nucleotide messenger RNA. RefSeq lists its product as uncharacterized. The transcript has a single exon. The coding region runs from base 1 to 1716 and encodes 571 amino acids. The record is from RefSeq and is a predicted model, not a curated record. Gene Ontology annotation, biological process: ribosomal large subunit biogenesis; rRNA methylation. Lineage: Eukaryota; Fungi; Ascomycota; Dothideomycetes; Pleosporales; Pleosporaceae. Gene Ontology annotation, molecular function: rRNA (adenine) methyltransferase activity. Gene Ontology annotation, cellular component: nucleolus.